AUGGCUUGGUUGGACGCAUCCAUGGCGCAGGAGGCUCGCCCCGUACCUGCAGCGUUGCUUGCUGCCGAGCCGAACUCUGCUGCCGAACCUCACCCUUAUGGUCUUGCUUCGGAUCCUGCAGCUGCUACUGCUGCUAAGCAAGGAGGAUCCGCGUGCUCCCCCCUGGCCUCAGCCGUGCACAUCCGCGUCACCAAGGAGGCCGAUUUCAUCAAGCGCACCAGGCACCCCCCCUCCACCACCGUCAUUCUGGAGCUUCAAACCCACCUGACUCUGAAGCGAGGGCUGCUGUUUGGUCCGGACUAUGCGUGCACGGUGCUGCGAUCGAGCGCGGGGACCAAAGGGAGGGGGUAUCGGCUGUACGUGCAUCGAGUGGAUGAGCCGCUGCUGCGCGUGUGGAACACCAGCAAUGUGAUCGUGCAGCGCGUGCAGAUGUCACAGCCAUUCCGAGCCUACUCACAGGCAUGCCCCAAGGAGAUUCCCGAAGUGGGAACAGACAUCAUCUGCCCUCUCAUCCACGUCUACCGCUCCUACGGCGUUCAGAUCGUUAAAGGCUACACGUUUGGCCGGGUGGACAUAAUGCGGACCAUGCACAGCCGCAUUGACUCGAUGACGAUGACAGGCGUGUCCGACUUCAAGAGGGGCAACGGAGUGAUCCGAGUGAUGCUGUCGGGGUAUGGGCCGCUGCUGGUGCGGGCUUACAUCUACAUCACCAACAAUGAGAUCUAUGGCGCGUACAUGCCAGUGCUGUUACACGUGGGAGCGGUGGGCGUGGUCGUGAGGAACAACUACGUGCACGACUUCGUGUUUGCUGGAAUCACGUGCGGCAACAUGGUGCACUCACAGGGCGACUGCAUGCUGAGCAGCAUAUCCAACAACCUCGUUGUUGCAGCAGGACGGAACCACCAUAUCUACGACCUCGUUGUGGCAGCAGGCCGGAAGCUCAACACCCCCCACUCACUUCCAUCCCCCCCCUCCCUCUCCCAUCCUCCCUCCCAGGGCGACUGCAUGCUCAGCACCAUCUCCAACAACCUCGUUGUGGCAGCAGGCCGGAACCUCACAGGGGGCUGGGACGCCACAGGGAUAUACUUCGUAACGCACUGGAUUAACCCGGUUGCUCUUCCCUCCACAGGAGCCAUAUCUUUCAUGUGGGCACAGAGGGCACGCCGGGGCGGUGCACGUGCCUCACUGCCACUCGAUCACCCUAUAUCCUACUGCAUGACCAUCCCUUGCCCUUUCGCCCUAUCUUCCCUCCUCAGGAACCGCAUAGAGCACGUGGUGAUGAAGGGCACGGAGGGCACACCGGGGUGGUGCGCGUGCAUCACUGCCACCAUCUGCAACUGCCUCAAGGACCCGGGCAACUACUGGGACCGCAUGCGAGCCAAGUACUAUGGCACGGCUGCGUUUCAGCAGGACCUGGGCAACUACUGGGACCACAUGCGAUCCAAGUACUACAGCAGUGCCGCGUUUCAGCAGGUGGAUCUUGUGCCCCUUAUAAGCCAACUCAUAAGAUGUUCUAGAGCAGUGUGCAACUGCCUCAAGGACCCGGGCAACUACUGGAACCGCAUGCAGGCCAAGUACUACAGCACUGCCGCUUUUCAGCAGGUAUUUACCCUUUAUAGGCCAACUCAGUAA
Closterium sp. Naga37s-1 is the source of this 1632-nucleotide messenger RNA. The record is from the annotation of a GenBank genome assembly. Lineage: Eukaryota; Viridiplantae; Streptophyta; Zygnematophyceae; Desmidiales; Closteriaceae.